This is a messenger RNA of Penaeus indicus, 687 nucleotides long. RefSeq lists its product as uncharacterized. The transcript has 3 exons. NCBI's taxonomy places the organism in Eukaryota, Metazoa, Arthropoda, Malacostraca, Decapoda, Penaeidae. The record is from RefSeq and is a predicted model, not a curated record. The coding region runs from base 1 to 687 and encodes 228 amino acids.
AUGAGUAGCAUGAGUAGCAGGAGUAGCAUGAGUAGCAUGAGUAACAUGAGUAGCAUGAGUAGCAAGAGUAGCACGAGUAGCAUGAGUAGCAUGAGUGCAAGAGUAGCACGAGUAGCAUGGAGUAGCAUGAGUAGCAAGAGUAGCACGACCAAGAGUAGCAAGAGUAGCAUGAGUAGCAAGAGUAGCAUGAGUAGCAAGAGUAGCAUGAGUAGCAUGAGUAGCAAGAGUAGCAAGAGUAGCACGAGUAGCAAGAGUAGCAAGAGUGGCAUGAGUAGCAAGAGUAGCAAGAGUAGCAAGAGUAGCACGAGUAGCACGAGUAGCAUGAGUAGCAAGAGUAGCAAGAGUAGCACGAGUAGCAUGAGUAGCAAGAGUAGCAAGAGUAGCACGAGUAGCAUGAGUAGCAAGAGUAGCAAGAGUAGCAUGAGUAGCAAGAGUAGCAUGAGUAGCACGAGUAGCAUGAGUAGCAAGAGUGGCAUGAGUAGCAAGAGUAGCAAGAGUAGCAUGAGUAGCAAGAGUAGCAAGAGUAGCACGAGUAGCAUGAGUAGCAAGAGUAGCAAGAGUAGCAUGAGUAGCAAGAGUAGCAUGAGUAGCACGAGUAGCAUGAGUAGCAAGAGUGGCAUGAGUAGCAAGAGUAGCAAGAGUAGCAUGAGUAGCAAGAGUAGCAGGACGCUCACUGGUGCGUUCUGA